AUGAAUCCUAUGUCCAUGGAUAGAGAUGAGCCGUCUUCUUUAUCGUCGUUUUCUACAAAUCAUCCUCUUGAACAAUUUACUUUACUCGCUAAAGGUGCCAAAGGAUCAGCAUGUGCAGAACUCAUUAAACAAGUACUUGAAGCACCAGGGGUUCAUGUGUUUGGGGAACUACUUGAAAUGCCCAACAUUAAAGAGCUGGAGACUGGACCAUAUGCUACACAUUUAAAAACUCUUAACCUAUUUGCCUAUGGUACAUAUAAAGAUUAUCUAGAGAAUAAAUCAGAAUAUUUAGAACUUACUCCUGCACAGUGCAAAAAAUUACAACAUUUAACUAUUGCAACUCUUGCAACACAAGAAAAAUGCAUCCCAUAUAGUGUAUUACUCAAAGAAUUAGAUAUCAAAAAUGUUAGAGAUUUAGAAGAUUUGAUCAUUGAAGCUAUAUAUGCAGAUAUUAUUCAUGGUAAGCUCGACCAAGAAUGCAAAAGAGUGGAGGUAGAUGUGGCUCUCGGUAGAGAUGCAAGGUUAGAAGAUGCAUCAGCUAUUGCAGAUGUUUUGGCAGAUUGGUGCAAUGCAUGUGAGGCAGUGCUCAAUUCUGUAGAUAGACACAUUCAGAGAGCUAACCAUCACAAACAGAGGGCUAUUAGACAUCAACAGAAUAUUGAUGAAGAGAUAAUGUAUAUAAAGAAGACAUUAAAAACUCAAGCAGAGAAUGAGGAGUCGGCAUCAGGCGGCAGUGAAUCCCACUCAGUCCCCAAGAAGAACUCUGGCAAAGGCAAAAUCCCACGAAACACGGCUAAAUUUUUAAAUUGGCAAAAAAACACA
This is a messenger RNA of Brenthis ino (lesser marbled fritillary), 822 nucleotides long. Lineage: Eukaryota; Metazoa; Arthropoda; Insecta; Lepidoptera; Nymphalidae. The record is from the annotation of a GenBank genome assembly.